This is a messenger RNA of Nymphalis io (European peacock), 7328 nucleotides long. RefSeq names its product protein slit (gene sli). Bases 143 to 4684 code for a protein of 1513 amino acids. Gene Ontology annotation, biological process: negative chemotaxis; axon guidance. The record is from RefSeq and is a predicted model, not a curated record. NCBI's taxonomy places the organism in Eukaryota, Metazoa, Arthropoda, Insecta, Lepidoptera, Nymphalidae. Gene Ontology annotation, molecular function: calcium ion binding; heparin binding; Roundabout binding. The transcript has 38 exons.
GGUGCAAGUCGUUGACAAUUCCGACACAUAACAGUUACACGUAUUUGUGUUCUAGUGUUUUAUUGUGUUUGUGAUUAAUAUCCGAGUAAGAAAUAUUUUGGCUUAUUUUGAAAACGAUGACUUAACUGCAGCACAAACAGUCAUGCGGCGCGCAAUACUGCUGCUACUCGUGGUGCUGUUCGCUGCUGCUGCCGCGUGCCCCUGGGCGUGCUCCUGCCGACCGAAUGCUGCUGAUUGUGCGCACAGAGCGCUGCUGCACGUUCCACGGAGACUACCCAUCGAUGCCCAUCGACUAGACCUGCAAGGCAAUAACAUCAGCAUCAUUUUCCAGAGUGACUUCCAGAACUUGAAGGAAUUGAAGAUUCUACAAUUAUCAGAAAAUCAAAUACAUACGAUCGAACGCGACGCAUUCUUGGAGCUGAACGCACUCGAACGCUUGAAACUGAGCAAUAAUCGACUCGGCCACUUGCCUGAUGGCCUUUUUGUGAGAUUGAGGCAUCUACAGCGUUUGGACCUUAGUCGAAACGAGCUGACAGCGAUCAGUAAGCGCACGUUCCGUGGGCUGACCGCUUUGAAGAGUCUCCACUUGGACGGUAAUCAGCUGAAAUGCAUCGACGAAAAAGCCUUGGAACACUUGAAGAGCCUGGAAGUGCUGACACUGAACAACAACAAUCUUACCUACCUCUCAUUGGAGGCCGCGUCUGUUGCUCGUCUGCACACGUUGCGACUCACCGACAAUCCAAUCGUGUGCGACUGUCGCGUCGCCCGUCUGUCUUCGUCAGUACGUGCAGCUGGUAUACUCGGGCUUGGAGCGAGAUGUCAGGCACCAGCAACACUCAGGGGUGCGUUGCUCACAGAGUUGGAGGCCCACGAACUAAUAUGCAACGGUCCGACAACAGCAAUAAUAGCAGAAUGUUCAGCGGAACCGCGCUGCCCCCCACCCUGCCGCUGUUCCCCCGACGGCACCGUCGACUGCCGUGAGAAGUUGCUCACAGAGCUUCCGUCUACCAUACCUCAUAGAGCUACCGAAAUUCGCCUAGAACAGAACGAGAUCACAGAAGUGGGGGCGGGAGCUUUUUCAUCUGUCAAGCGAGUGGCGCGAAUCGACCUGUCAAACAAUAAAAUUGUCAAGUUAGCCGCCGACGCGUUCAACGGCUUGACACAUUUGACGUCUCUAGUGCUAUAUGGAAACAAGAUAAAGGACUUACCGUCUGGUAUAUUCCAUGGUUUAACUUCAUUGCAACUAUUGUUGUUGAACUCCAACGAAGUCAGCUGCGUCCGAAAAGACACCUUCAGAGAUUUACAGAGCCUUAAAUUAUUAUCCCUUUACGACAAUAAUAUAAGAUCGAUACCGAAUGGAACCUUCGAUUCUUUAUCCGGCAUUCAGACACUUCAUUUGGGUCGGAAUCCGUUCGACUGCGACUGUUCCCUACGAUGGCUGGCCGCGUACUUGCGCAAAAACCCGAUCGAGACGUCGGGAGCGAAGUGCGACACGCCGAAACGUAUGAACAGGAAACGCAUAGACGCCCUCCGCGAAGAAAACUUCAAGUGCAAACCCGGCGAGGCGGGCGGCGCGGCGGGCGGCGCGGAGGGCGGCGCGGCGUGCGGCGCGGGCCCGCCGUGCGCCGCGGCGUGCACGUGCUCGCGCGCGGCGCCGGCGCGCGGGGUGCGCGUGGCGUGCGCGCGCGCCGCGCUGGCCGACCUGCCGCGCGACCUGCCGCUCACGACGCACGCUCUCAUCAUGCCGGAUAACAAUUUGGGUCAGAUCAAGUCGGACGGACUCUUCGGAAGGUUGCCGGAUCUCACGAAGUUGGACUUCCGCAAUAAUGGUAUAACAAUAAUAGAAGACAACGCGUUCGACGGCGCCGCUUCGAUACAAGAACUGUUACUUGACGGAAACCUGCUCCAUACGGUUACAGACAAAAUGUUCUUCGGGUUGCACAGUCUUAGCGUUUUAUCACUCACAGAUAAUAAAAUAACGUGCAUAACGCCGGGCUCGUUUGAUCAUCUCAAUUCCUUGUCUACUCUGUCGUUGAGUGGAAACCCGUUGCACUGCACGUGCCACAUCUCGUGGGUGAGCGGCUGGCUGCGGGCGCGCCGCCUGGCGACCGGCGCCACGUGCGCGCACCCCCCACCCCUGCGCGGCGCUGAACUGCAGCACCUGGAGUUGGCGGACUUCAAGUGCACACCGGAGGACGAGGGCUGCCUGCCGGCGGAGUACUGCCCGGCGGGCUGCGCGUGCGCGGGCACGGUGGUGCGCUGCGCGCGCGCACGCCUGGCCGCGCUGCCGCCGCGCCUGCCGCCGCACACCACCGAGCUGUAUUUGGAGUCCAACGAAAUAACGAGCAUAUCGGCCGAACAAAUCCGACACCUCACCCAGCUGACGCGGCUGGACCUUUCGAACAACAAGAUCAGCGUCCUCUCCAACGACACCUUUGAGGGUCUCACCAAGCUGUCCACUCUCAUAGUCAGCUACAACCGGCUGAGAUGUGUGCAGCGCGACGCGUUAAAAGGACUGACACAGCUCCGCGUUCUGUCCCUUCACGGUAACAACAUCUCCAUGCUAGCUGAUGGAGUCUUCAGGGACUUGGAGUCCAUAUCUCAUGUCGCGUUAGGAUCCAACCCUCUGUACUGCGACUGCUCGGCCCGCUGGUUGAGUGAAUGGGUGAAGGUCGCCGGCGAGUACGUGGAGGCUGGUAUCGCUCGCUGCGCUGAUCCUCCGCCGAUGAGGGAUAAGUUGGUGCUCAGCACCAGUUCCAGCGCGUUCGUCUGUAAUGAGGCGGCGCCGGCGGACGUGAUCGCGAAGUGCGACCGCUGCUACCGCAACCCGUGCCUGCACGGCGGCGCGUGCGCGGCGGGCGCGGGCGGCGGGUACUCGUGCGCGUGCGCGCGCGGCUUCCACGGCGACACGUGCCAGCACCAGAUCGACGCCUGCUACGGCUCGCCCUGCGCGCACGGCGCCUGCCAGCUGCUGGAGGAGGGCCGCUUCCACUGUUCCUGCCACGCCGGCUACACCGGCGUGCGUUGCGAGGUGAACAUCGACGACUGCCUCGCGCACCGCUGUCAGAACAACGCGACGUGUGUCGACCACCUCGAAGGUUACACUUGCAAGUGUGCCCCCGGCUUUAUGGGUGAAUUUUGUGAAAAGAAGAUUCCGUUCUGCACACAAGAAUUCAAUCCGUGCGCGAAUGGUGCCACCUGCGUGGACCACACCAGCCACUAUUCUUGCACCUGUCUCAAGGGUUACUCGGGACAGAACUGCACUGUCAACGCUGAUGAUUGCCUCAACCACAUGUGCCAAAACGGAGCGACGUGCGUGGACGGAUUGGACGAGUACCGCUGCGCGUGCGCGGCGGGGUACGCGGGCCGGUACUGCGAGGCCGCGCCGCACGCCGCGCUCGGCACGUCGCCCUGCGCGCACCACGACUGCGUGCACGGCGUGUGCUACCUGCCCGCGCUCGCUCUGCACGACGACAUCAUGAUGGAGCGCCCGCUGCUGGCGCCGCCCGCAGACUACAUGUGCAAGUGCGCGCCUGGGUACUCCGGUCGUCUAUGCGAGUAUCUCACAUCCCUUACUUUCAACUACAACGAUUCCCUGGUGGAGUUGGAACCACUCAGGACCAUACCUCAAGCCAACGUUACUCUUGUGUUCAGCACUAAACAGCUCCACGGCGUGCUGAUGUACUUCGGUGACAGCGAGCACCUCGCGGUGGAGCUGUUCAACGGCAGGAUCCGCAUCAGCUACGACGUUGGGAACCAUCCCACGUCCACCAUGUACAGUUUCGAAAUGGUCUCCGACGGUAACUACCAUAAAGCUGAAUUGAUUGCGAUCAAGAAAAAUUUCACUUUGCGUGUCGACGACGGACCCGCGAGGUCCAUCAUCAAUGAAGGCAGUAAAGAGUUUCUCCGUCUCGAGAGGCCCAUGUUCGUCGGAGGAGUGCCGGAGGACGUCGCUAAGGACGCUUUCAGCAAAUGGCACUUGCGUAAUAUUACCAGCUUCAAAGGCUGCCUGAAAGAGGCGUGGAUCAACCACAAACGCGUAGACUUCGUAAAUGCGGCGCGGACAUCGCGCACGCGCGCCGGCUGCGGCGGAGACGAGCCCGCCAUGCCCGCUCGACCGCACGCGCUGCAAGAGGACGGCGCGCACGAGCCCGACCCGUGCGUGCCCAACCCGUGCGCGCGGGGGGGCCGCUGCGUGCGCGAGGCGGGCUCCCGCUCCGACUACACGUGCCGCUGCCGCGCCGGCACGGCGGGCGCGCAGUGCGAGCUGCGCACCUCCGUCGGUGGUGCUCCGGUUAUCACACAAGUCAAACUCCCUCCACGGAAGCAGAUAAUCAGCAACGUUCAGGCGUCACCAGCUGCGCCCGCGCAAAAGCAGUACCCGGAAGAAGCGCCAGCGCAACCUUCGACUGGUGGUGCGUGCCGAAAGGAAGCCACCCGUGAGUUCAUAACGGAGGGCUCAUGUCGGAGUCGUCGUCCGGUUCGUGGAGCGCGGUGCUCUGCAAAGGCCUCCGGCACCCCGGGGGGAUGUGGAAGAGCUCUGUGCUGCGCUCCCAGGAAAACUAAGAAGAGAAAGAUCCGCUUAGUUUGUGCUGACGGUACGAGAUACACCAAAGAUAUAGAAAUAGUACGCAAGUGUGCCUGCGGUAAAAAGUGCCCGAGGAACACGCCCUUCAUACACUAAACACUCAUUCUAUUCAAACUAAUUUGAACAAAAAUUAAAUAAAAACAUUAGUUAAAGCGUUUGCUCAAGCACACGUGAUAGACGUUGAACCUACUUGCUUAAACGUUUCACUGAAACGUUACAUACAUGAACGUUGUCUAUCUGAACUUGAAAUUUGACGGUAUUGGCGCCCAUUUUAUUUAAAUUUUGGACAAAUUCGUUUUUAAAGAAUAAUUUCAUUAUUUUGUCUCAUUAGUAUCACAGUAUCACGUAUGUGAUAUAUAUACGUAUCACGAUGAAUGUUGAUAAUAUUAGAAAGAGACCAAUUCAAAAAGCAACGCGUAAAAGCGAGGCGCAUUUAGACAGUUUAAAUAUGAAGCUGCCGUCGUAGACUAUUAAACAGAUAAAAAAUUUAAAAGCGACAAUUAAUUUAUCAUUUAACAUAUUAUUUACAAGAAUUCAGAAAAUCAAAAGCGAAUAUCAACUUAUCAACGAAUAAUCCAUAGACAAUAAUCGUCCAUAGUAAAUUUUUAACAUUUUUAAAUUAAAUUUUCGAAUACAUUAUGCCUUCCAGUAUAACGGCCUAUUGCUUUAAUUUUUAAAUGAAUAACUAAAAAUAAUAAAAAAGGUCUUUAAGCUAUACGCAUUCUUACGAAAUAACUUCAAAUUGGGUAAGAAAAAUUGAGAUAACUUUUUAUAUUCAUAAAAUAAGGUUCCAUUUCAAUGGGGUAGACAUACGGACUAUCUCUUAUCUGUAACUUUGAGAAAAGCGUCCAGUUAGUCGUCUUUCGCCCUGAAGACGAAGCUAAGCUUGCAUACCCACUAAGCUAAUAAUAACCAGCAUCUACCAGGGCCUCUUUCUUUUUCGGAAUAGAGAUUUUGUAAUAGUAACGCCAUCGGUUCUACCCUCUAUACUCCCAAAGAUAAAUGUCAUUCCAUAAUUACGUAUUGCCAACUCUUAAAACAAAGUAUAAAAGAAAUAAUUCCGCCAUAUACGUUAGAUGCAACUUAAAAGUUUUUCAAACCAAUCAUAUCAAUAAAUAUAUUUAAUAUAUUUUGUUUAUUUAAGGCUUUAAUAUAUACGUCUAAUAGAUACGUCAUUAAUUUAUAUAUAUAAUAAUAAUAAAUAUUGAAUUUGAAAGAGAUUUUGAACGAUGGUUGUAGUUCAAAAUCUAAACAUUGAUUCAUACCUGAUUUGUAGCUAAUUAAAUACAACUAACGCGAGGAAACCUGUGUUGAAGUACAUUAAAGCCUUAUAUACAAAUUAAAAUAGCUACUGUACAAAUCAUGACCGCAAAAUAGUGGCAAAAAUGCUAGAAGCAUUUCCCCUUUGAAUCGCAAUUCCGAUCCUCUUGGCCUCUGAAAAAUUACCCAGCCCACCCAAAUACAUCUGUUAAUCACACUCAUUACUUACUCUUAAUGAAAGCGGAGACCUAUUAUAUCCAGUCAUAAAAUAUUUAUACUAACAAACAAACUUCCCUUUGCGCUUACCUACGCAUGCUUAUUACACAUUGACCCAAAGUUUGCGCAGGUACAUUUUUGUUGAUUUCGCACGGUGUUAUAAAAGCUGGCGUACAUUUUGAAUGAAAUUAAAAUAUGGAUACAUUUCUCUGACUUAUGGAACUUAUUCCAUGGAUGAAAAUCUCGUCUACUUUUGUAAUGUUUUGUAUUUAUGAACUAUUAGGUCUAACUUUGUACCCCAUUAGAAAUAACUAAAGCUUAAAUAUACUCAACGUUUAGGUAAUGCAUUUAUUGUUUAUGCCCCGGAGGCUAUUAUUUUAUCUAUAUUUUUAAUAUAUCAUAGAUAUGUAAAAUGGACUCCAGCUGGUUUUUUUUUUUGUAAUUGUGUUUUUAAUUAAAAUGAAGCAGUGAAUUGCAACUUUCACGCCCAUUUUACAUAUUCAUGUUGAUUUUUUUUUUGUAACGCAAAGUUGCAACUUAAUUUUAAACUGCCAUAAAUUUUACAUGAAUUUUCUCAAAUUUUAAUCUUAAACAAUAUUAUGUGUUCAUGUAAUAAUAAUAUAUUUAUAAUUCUCUAGAUGUUUAUUGAAUAUUUUAUAUCGAUAAGUUAGUAUUAGGCAUACAAAUAAUAAGUUCCCGCGUUUUUUAUAUUCUUGCCAGAUAAAAAAAUGUUUUUCGGCAUUUUUUUUUCAUUUUUAUAUAACUUUUAGAUCAUAAUAAUAAAAAAUUAAUAGUAGUUUUUGACUGACGGUUCUUUUGUAAAAUAUUAUAGAAUAACAUAUUUAUUGCCGUUUUGUUGCUAAAAUCUAGCUUAUUUACUGUAAAUUGGUAGUUAAGGCUUAUUAUAGACGAACGAUUAAUUAUUUUAUUAGAUAUAUUGAAAGCAUUCCGUAUUUAUUUCUUACCAUUGCGAUAUAUUCUUGCAGUAACAGUUGUCAGCGAUCUUAAUGAUAUAAUUUUUCAGUAUUAAUAAUUCGUUAUUGUAUGUGAAAUCAUUAUUUACAGUUAUAUAAAAUUAAAAACAUUUUUAUAUAACUGUGUGAUCGAUUUAUCUCUAAUGUAAGUUUUAUGUGUAAGCUUUAAGUUUCAUACGGUCGUGUUUUGUGACAGACGGACAGUGCAUGCGCUUUUUAUUAAUAAUUAAAAAGUAAUAAUAUUGUCUAUAAACUUUAUAAUUUAUUUGAUGUAAUAAAGACGAUGUUAG